UACAGUAACAAAAACGACAACAGAACCGAAAGCGUCUGUUCAUAUAUAUUCACACACCCAGAAUCAAUGCAAAGACUGUUCUUUCCUUUCCAUCUCUCUUUGUUUCUGGCGAUUCCCUUUGCUCGCCGGAGGAUUGAGUCACUCACAGAAGAGGGCGUUCCUCCUGAUGAUUGCGGUUGAUGGAGCAAACCUACUUUAAUCGGAGGUAUGGAUCGCUUUCUUUUUCUCAUGCACUGUAGGGAAGCUAUUGUCCCCCCUGGUCUUCCCCAAUUGUCCGGUCUGGGUUUUGUUGAAGCAUGAAUCCCUCUCCUGCUUUGUUUCAGAUCUGAUAAUGUUGGACUAGAGAAGGAAGAAUUUGGGUUUGUGGGAGCUUUAUGCUUCAUUUUGAUAGCGAAUUUAGUGUGACUGUGGUUUUUCGAACAUAGGGCUUAAUUUUCUGCAUUUAUGGAGGGAAGCGUGAGAUCAGGGGGUGUAGUGAAGAAGAGAAGCUCUUCUGGUUGUUUGAUUAUCAAGAAAAAAGAUGGCAGAGUUGGAGGUAUGGGAAUGGGAGGGAUACGUCCUUCAGGUUCUUCUCAUACGGAUAACAAGAGAGCAAGAAUGAUAAUGCAUGAUUCAGAUUCUAGUGAUGAUAUUCCAGAACCUGUUAGGAGGAGAGCUUGGGAUAACUCUUGUAAUGGUUCACUUAUGAACAGGAGUGGAGGCAUUGAGAUUGAGAGACAAGCGAAUAUAUUAGGUCAAUUUCAGUUUAACGAGCACGCGAGGAAUGAGAAUCAAGAUGCGAGAUUGAAGAUGGUGAGAGGAAAUAUGAGGGAAUUCGAAAAAGGGCCUCUUAGAAAUGUGGUGAUCCAGAAACAGAAGCACUCAUAUUUUGAUAGUUCGGGCUCAAAGAAUGUGCUGGGUGAUAGACCAAGAGGUAUUUGUUGUGGUGAAGGUGAUGAAGAACAUUUGCCCAUCCAUUUGAUGAAGCUGAAAUAUUCUGAUGAGCCAAUUAGGGUGCAGGGAAAAAACGGGGUCUUGAAGGUAAUGGUGAGUAAGAAAAAAAAGAUGGGUUUAUUGCAUAAUAAUGAAUUCCAGAAUGCUGAAAAGAAAAAAGCUUCUAUGUCUGAACAUGCCAAUGAGCUAAGACUGCAACAAACACUGUAUGCUGCUUCUAAGUCGAUUGAGAGGGAUAAAAGUGAACUGUCAAAGUCCAUUGAGAGGGAGAAAAGUGAGCUAAAAUCUCAAAAAUCACUUGGAGAAGAAACAACUUCAUCUGCAGAUUCUGAAACAGACGGAACUCAUAAGUUGGUCCCACCAAGCUUUUCUGAGGCUGGUGGUAGCUCAAGUAAAAGGGUAAAAGAGGAAGAAACCAGAUCCUCAGCACCUGAAACUGAAUCUGCAGGAAACAAGGAAGCAAAAGUGAAACGUGGGGGUAGCACUGAAAAACAGCAAUUGCGUGAGAGAAUCAGAGGAAUGCUGAUUGAGGCUGGAUGGAAUAUUGAUUAUAGACCAAGAAAGAACAGAGAUUACCUAGACGCUGUUUAUAUUAGCCCUAACGGGACAGCCUAUUGGUCAAUAAUCAAGGCCUAUGAUGCGUUUCAGAAAUACAUGGAGGUAGAUAACGGUAAGAAUAUUUCUGUUGGGAGUUCUUUGCCAGUUGCCCCAUUGUCAGCAGAUUUAAUAAAUAAGCUAACUAGGCAAACUAGAAAAAAGAUUGAGAAAGAAAUGAAAAGGAAGAAAAAAGAUGAAAGCAUGAGCGGUAGAGAUAUCAAGAGGACUGUAGUGAAAGUUUCUGCAGAAGGCAAGCCACGUAAGGGAAAACCUCACGCCACCAAUCAAACAAAUGAGGAUUUCGGAAUCUUGAAAAGUGGAAGAAAUUUAAUCCUAGGAAAGAAAAGCGACAUAAUUGGUAGGUGUACACUGUUGGUUCGCAGUUCAGAGAAAGGACAAACCUCUGAAAAUGACAACUAUGUCCCGUAUUCCGGGAAAAGAACAUUGUUGUCAUGGAUGAUUGAUUCUGGGACUGUGAAGCUCAGUGAAAAGGUUCAAUAUAUGAACCGUCGAAAAUCAAGAGUAAUGCUAGAAGGUUGGAUCACAAGAGAUGGCAUCCACUGUGGCUGUUGUAGUAAAAUUCUCACAGUUUCCAAGUUUGAGCUCCAUGCGGGGAGCAAACUGCGUCAACCAUUUCAAAACAUUGCUUUGGACUCUGGAGUUUCUCUAUUGAAGUGCCUUGAAGAUUCAUGGAAUGGGCAAAGGAAGUCUGAAUUCCGAGAUUAUCAUGCUAUAGGAAUCAAUGACGAUGAUCCAGAUGAUGAUACUUGCGGUAUGUGUGGUGAUGGUGGGGACCUCAUUUGUUGUGAUGGCUGUCCGUCAACUUUUCAUCAGAGCUGUCUUGGUAUAAAGAUGCUUCCUUCUGGUGAUUGGCAUUGCCCAAAUUGCAUAUGCAAAUUUUGUGGGGUUGCUGAUGAAAACCCUGCAGAAGUAAAUAAGGAUGCUGACACGCUUUUCUGUUGCAACCUCUGUGAGAAAAAAUAUCACAGAUCUUGCAUGAAAGAACAAAAUGCUUUGCCUAUGAAUACUAAUAAUUGGUCUACUUUUUGUGGCCAUACAUGCCUAGAGAUUUAUGAUCAUUUACAGAAGAUUCUAGGUGUUAAACAUGAACUAGAGUCAGGAUUCUCAUGGUCUCUUGUGCAACGAUCGGAACUUGACUCUGAUACCUCACAUCUUUCCUUCUCUCAAAGAGUUGAAUGCAACUCUAAGUUGGCAAUUGCUUUGUCUGUCAUGGAGGAGUGUUUUAUGCCCAUUAUUGAUCGAAGAAGUGAGAUUAAUAUUAUUCAAAAUGUCAUUUAUAAUUGUGGGUCAAAUUUUAAUCGUCUUCAUUUUCGCAGCUUCUACACAGCAAUCUUGGAAAGGGGUGAUGAAAUCAUCUCUGCAGCGUGUGUAAGAAUCCGUGGGGCGCAAAUUGCAGAGAUGCCAUUUAUUGGGACCCGCCACAUGUAUAGGCGCCAAGGGAUGUGCCGACGGCUUUUCUCUAGUAUUGAGGCGGCCCUUUUUAGUUUAAGGGUAGAGCAAUUGAUAAUUCCUGCUGUAUCUGACCAUAUUCAUACCUGGACUGAGGUGUUUGGUUUCCAAAAACUUGAGGAACGACACAAGCUUGAAGUGAAAUCCAUGAAUAUGUUGGUGUUUCCAGGGAUUGAUAUGUUACAGAAGUGGCUAGUGAAACCAGAAUCAUCAGCAGGAAGGGAUGAAAUCCGAAGGAAUUUUAACUCUUAGAGCCAAAUUGCAAGAAGUGGAUAGUUGAAGGAUAAAAAUCUUCAAAUCAGCACCUUAGCCAUCUUGAUGUGUCGUAUACUCUGACCAGCGAAAUUUCAGCUUUGGUCGAAAUUAAUUGUGGUAGCCGGUGGAGAUUAACUUCCCAAACUUGAAGACCUGAGAAUCUGCCCAAUUCAUCCUAUAAACACAGCAGCGCAGCAGCAGUAAAGAGGGGGAAGAGAACGGAUGUGAAAGAGGAGAGAAAGAAAGAGGAGUAGAGGAGAGAAAGAAAGAGGAGUUCAGCCGCUUCUUCAUCAAUCAUCUUCGUGUUUUUAUUCUCUAUUAAUUAGUUAGUUUAAUUCCUGAAUUUCUAGUUCUUGUAUUUCAAUUUCAGUACUUUUACUUUCAUGUUUAUGCUAUCCAGAAGUGAUUUUCCCCUACUUUGAGUAUGAUUUUUGUCUCGACCUUUACCCAAGGGAUUUGGGAUUAAAGCAUGAUAUUAAGGGUAUGU
Cuscuta europaea is the source of this 3742-nucleotide messenger RNA. NCBI's taxonomy places the organism in Eukaryota, Viridiplantae, Streptophyta, Magnoliopsida, Solanales, Convolvulaceae. The record is from the annotation of a GenBank genome assembly.